AUGCUGCUGUCCAUGCACCAAGUGACCUACCGGACAUCCGGAGACAGGAUGGACCCGCGUGUGUCGCUACCCGUGGGGCUGCUAGUCCUUGUCCUUAUGGGCACCUGCGUGACUGGUCAAUCCGUCCGUCUGGUAGACGGAAGCGGCGCACAUGAGGGGAGAGUUGAGGUGGUCUAUAGCGGCCGAUGGGGAACAAUCUGCGAUGACGGAUGGGACAUUAACGACGCACGAGUUGUCUGCCGUCAGCUGGGCUUCCCGGGGGCAGAUGAAGCAAAAAGUAGCGCCUUCUUCGGCCAAGGCUCGAGACAAAUAUGGAUGGAUGAUGUCAACUGUGCCGGAAGUGAGACCGGCAUAUCCCAGUGCAGCCACAUAGGAUGGGGCAGUCAUAACUGUGGGCACCACGAGGAUGCUGGGGUUAUCUGUGAAAGACCCGUCCGUCUGGUAGACGGAAGCGGCGCACAUGAGGGAAGAGUUGAGGUGUACUAUAGCGGCCGAUGGGGAACAAUCUGCGAUGACGGAUGGGACAUUAACGACGCACGAGUUGUCUGCCGUCAGCUGGGCUUCCCGGCGGCAGUUGAAGCAAAAAGUAGCGCCUUCUUCGGCCAAGGCUCGGGACAAAUAUGGAUGGAUGAUGUCAACUGUGCCGGAAGUGAGACCGUCAUAUCCCAGUGCAGGCAAAGAGGAUGGGGCAGUCAUAACUGUGGGCACCAGGAGGAUGCUGGGGUUGUCUGUACAGAUAUCAAUGAGUGUAGUACUGGCAGGCACAACUGUCACUCUCGAGCAACCUGUACCAACACUGCCGGCAGUUUCAGAUGUGCCUGUAACGCCGGUUACAGCGGGAACGGAGUCACCUGUACAGAUGCCGAUGAAUGUGCUGAUAUCACAGAUGACUGUAGCGCUCACGCCACCUGUACCAACACUGACGGCAGUUUCACCUGUGCCUGUAACUCCGGAUACAGCGGGGACGGAGUCACCUGUACAGAUGUGGAUGAAUGUACAAAUGGCACCGCAAACUGCAGCGCUCACGCCACCUGUACCAACUACCCUGGUGGGUUCAACUGUACCUGUAACGCCGGUUACAGCGGAGACGGAGUCACCUGUGCCGAUGUGGAUGAAUGUGCGGACGGCACGCACAACUGUCAUACUGACGCCACCUGUACCAACACUGUCGGCAGUUUCACCUGUACCUGUAACGCCGGGUACACCGGGGACGGAGUCACCUGUACAGCUGUGUCUGACUUGACAUUCUCCGAUAUCGAGAUGGACCGAAUGACCCUGUCCUGGAGGGCAUCUGAUGACGUAAGAGGGUACCGACUCCGUUACCGCCAUGCCGGGGCUUCGUACCAGGACCUGUCUCCCCCGCCUGCACCGGGCGACACCCAGGCCACCGUACGCGGACUGUGGGCGGAUACAGAGUACAACUUCACACUGACUGCGUUUGGAGAGGACGACGAGGAUAUAGGAGAGAUCAGCGGAACAGAGACAACAGCUGAAGUUAUCGUGAACGUGGAGUGCCAUGAGGACCACAUGAGCGUGACCUUCCCUAGAAAAGCGCUGACAGAGGUAGAUGUGGAUACCAUGCACCUGUUGAACGACACCUGCCGUGCGACAUACACCGAGACGGAGGUGACUCUUCGGACCGGUCUGCAGGAGUGCGGGACGAUCCAGGAGUCGUCAGAAGACAAACUCAUCUUCAGUAACGAGGCCUUCGGCAGUCCAGUCGUGCAUGAUAACGGCGCUGUGAGAGGAGCGACUUUCAGCAAGAGUUUCCAGUGUGAGUUCGUGAGUCAGUUCGUGAUCUCACAGGAACAGAACAUCCUCUUCAACAUUCCGUCUCCUCGCGUGCAAGUUGUGACCGCGGAAAACCAGUUCACCUUCGAGAUGCACAUGUUUCCAUCUGCGAACUUCGCUGAGACCUACAAGUCAGCCGACUACCCUGUGCAGGUGACCCCGUCUGACCAGCUACACUUCGGACUGAGCGUGAACUCUCCUCUGGACAACCUGGAGCUGUUCGCCCUCCACUGCCUCGCCACGCCAAGUGACGAUCCCGAAGCCUCUCCAAGCGUCAACAUCAUUCAAGACGGGUGCGACAUCGACACAACACUUCAACUGAACAAUGUACUGUCUAACGACAUGGCCUUGUACUACUCCAUCCAAUCAUUCACUUUCCCCAACGUUGAAGAUCCAAGCCUGGUGUACAUCCACUGCACCAUGGUGGUCUGCUUCAAGGACGACCCGGACUCGCGGUGCAGUGAGGGCUGCAUCCCCGCUACGCGACGCAGGCGCGCUGUGUCUGACAUGAGCGAGGCCCGAGUGCGACGUGCGAGCGAAACGGACGAGACAGUCACCAUCAGCCAGGGACCCUUCCAAGUUGUGAGAGGAGAA
Molecule: messenger RNA, 2385 nt
Organism: Branchiostoma belcheri (Belcher's lancelet)
Lineage: Eukaryota; Metazoa; Chordata; Leptocardii; Amphioxiformes; Branchiostomatidae
Product: oncoprotein-induced transcript 3 protein-like
Exons: 15
Cellular component (GO): membrane
Molecular function (GO): calcium ion binding; protein binding
Source: RefSeq, a predicted model, not a curated record